Messenger RNA from Apiotrichum porosum, 540 nucleotides. RefSeq lists its product as uncharacterized. The record is from RefSeq and is a predicted model, not a curated record. The transcript has 2 exons. Lineage: Eukaryota; Fungi; Basidiomycota; Tremellomycetes; Trichosporonales; Trichosporonaceae. Gene Ontology annotation, molecular function: protein binding. Bases 1 to 540 code for a protein of 179 amino acids.
AUGACCUCUCCCGUCAACAAGUCUGAAGACCUUGCGGCCGCAGCCCCACCCACCGCCGGCGGUGGUGGCUUUAUGGGCCGCCUGCGCCGUUUCUCCCACGACAUCCUCGAGAAGCCCGACCGCGUGGGCAACGCCGACAUGCAGCGCGGUAUCGAAGAGCUGGUGACCAUGGGCUUCCCCCGCGGGCCCGCCACACGCCAGAUGCAGAUCACCAACGGCAACGUCCAGGGAUCCGCUGAGGCCCUCGUCCACGCCGCACAUGGCACGACCGAGUGGGGCGGCCACCCGGACUGCCCCAUCUGCGUGCGCGAGACCGAGAACGUCCGCAUCUCCGAGGGCCGCCGUCUAAGCGUCUCGGACGCGCUCCACCGUAUCACCAGCCGCGGCAAGUCCCAGGAGGGCGAGGCCGAGCACGGAUGGGGUAACCGCGCCGCGGGCGACGGCACCAGUGGCGGCCGUCGUGGUAGCGUCGGUGCCAUGCUCCGCCGUGCCAGUGUGGCCGAGGGCCUUCGUCGCAUGACGACCCGUGAUACCAAGUAG